AAGAAACGAGCCAAAUGAUGAAUAAGGAAGGAGUGUGUACGUACAUGUAGGAGGUGGGGUGUCUGGAAGGACCUUGAAUAGAAACAGAAUCUUUUUUUUUUUUUUUGGUCUGAACUAUAUUUGAGUGUGAAAUUUUAAGGAGCUGCUUUCUUGCCUGUCUUUCUAGAGUAUCAGGGGACAUGAGAAAUGGCACUGCAAUAACAGAGUUCAUCCUCCUAGGCUUUCCUGGUAUCCAAGGACUACAAGCCCCUCUGUUUAUAGUCAUCUUUUUCAUCUACAUAUUAACCCUUGCAGGCAAUGGGCUCAUUAUUGCCAUUGUCUGGGCUGAGCCCAGGCUACGCAUUCCCAUGUACUUCUUUCUUUGCAACUUGUCCUUCCUGGAGAUCUGGUAUACUACCACAGUCCUCCCCAAACUGCUAGAAACUCUUUUGGUGGCAAGAACAGCAAUCUGUACCCCCUGCUGCCUGCUGCAGGCCUUCUUCCACUUCUUCCUGGGCACCACUGAGUUCUUCAUCCUCACCAUCAUGUCUUUUGACCGUUACCUGGCCAUCUGCAAGCCCCUUCACUACCCCACCAUCAUGUCCAGCAAGCUCUGCCUGCAACUAGCCCUCAGCUCCUGGGUGGUUGGCUUCACCAUUGUCUUUUGUCAGAUGGUGCUGCUCAUCCAACUACCAUUCUGUGGCAACAAUGUCAUCAACCACUUCUAUUGUGAUGUUGGUCCCAUCUUGAAAGCAGCCUGUACAGACACAAGCAUUUUGGAGCUCCUGGGUCUCUUAGCAACCAUCCUGGUGAUCCCAGGAUCACUCCUCUUCACUAUAGUAUCUUAUAUCUAUAUCCUGUCCACCAUCCUACGGAUUCCUUCAGCCACUGGCCGCCAGAAGGCUUUUUCUACCUGUGCCUCUCACCUGACCGUUGUCUCCCUGCUCUACGGAGCUGUUUUGUUCAUGUACCUGAGACCCACGGCACACUCCUCCUUUAAGAUGAAUAAGGUGGUGUCGGUGCUGAAUACUAUUCUCACACCCCUUCUGAAUCCCUUUAUUUAUACAAUCAGAAACAAGGAGGUGAAAGGAGCCCUAAGGAAGGCAAUGGUUUGCCCAAAGACUCAUCAUCCAGUGUAAAACAUGCACGGCAUGGAAAUGAACUUAAUGCAGAUACAAAAAUUAAAUGGGAGCGAGGAUUGUGCAGAAGAUAAAGAGGUGAAUGCAUACAACAAUGAUUAGGGUCCUCUAUAAGAACUUAUUACCUAUAAAUGGACUGAGAGUCCUGCCUGAAGUGGAAAAGUGACUUAAUUCUCCAACAGGGAAAUCCCACAAUACCUUCAGAUGCAUGAGGGAGAACUCAGGACUUUCUCAAUUAUAAGCUGAAAGUAGAAACCGCUAAAGUCAGA
Molecule: messenger RNA, 1387 nt
Organism: Sus scrofa (pig)
Lineage: Eukaryota; Metazoa; Chordata; Mammalia; Artiodactyla; Suidae
Gene: OR6X1
Product: olfactory receptor family 6 subfamily X member 1
Biological process (GO): G protein-coupled receptor signaling pathway
Cellular component (GO): membrane
Molecular function (GO): olfactory receptor activity; G protein-coupled receptor activity
Source: RefSeq, a predicted model, not a curated record